Messenger RNA from Hyaena hyaena (striped hyena), 9002 nucleotides. RefSeq names its product paternally expressed 3 (gene PEG3). Bases 393 to 5378 code for a protein of 1661 amino acids. The transcript is spliced from 10 exons. Gene Ontology annotation, molecular function: DNA-binding transcription factor activity, RNA polymerase II-specific; RNA polymerase II cis-regulatory region sequence-specific DNA binding. The record is from RefSeq and is a predicted model, not a curated record. NCBI's taxonomy places the organism in Eukaryota, Metazoa, Chordata, Mammalia, Carnivora, Hyaenidae. Gene Ontology annotation, biological process: regulation of transcription by RNA polymerase II.
GAGAACGAGGUCGGAGCUGAGGAGCGGACAUGUCCACCCUGGGCUGGUGGCGCCGCCGGGCGCCAGGGGCCCUGUGGGCGUGCUAGACCGUGCACGCGGGCUGCGCCCGGGCCGAGCCGUGAGGCCCGAGGCGGUGUGGUGAGGGGAGCUUUGCCUUCUCGAGCUUCUACCCUUCUCAGAGACAGCUGGCAAGAGGAAGUGGUCCAAACACUAGGUGGCUGGAUCCAGGUCCAGGUCCCUGCCAUUUUGACCCUGUUCCUGCAGAAAGCUGCUUGUUCUGAAGUUCUGGAAAGGAUCCUCUUCUCAAACAGGUCCCCGAGACCGUCACAGACUGCCGUGUCUUUCCUUUUGAUUCAUGUUUGGUUCCUCCAGUGAAGAUUUCACUUAGAAAAAUGCUGCCUCCGAAGUACUUGUCUGCUACCAAACCCAAGAAGUCAUGGGCCCCAGAUGUACAAGAACUAGACAGUGACUUGACUAAGGAGCCGGAUGCCACCAUAAGAGAAGGUGCAACUGACCCGGAAUUCUUUCAUCAGAGGUUUCGGAAUUUCCUCUACGUGGAAUUUGUUGGGCCUCGGAAGACGCUGUUCAAACUCCGAAACCUCUGCCUCGAUUGGUUGCAGCCACAGACUCGCACCAAGGAAGAGAUUAUCGAGCUCUUGGUCCUUGAACAGUACCUGACCAUCCUUCCAGAAAAGAUCAAGCCAUGGGUGCGGGCAAAAAAGCCAGAGAACUGUGAGAAGCUAGUUACUCUGCUGGAAAAUUACAAGGAGAUGUAUGAGCCAGGAGAUGACAACAGCAGUGACCUGCGCAGCGAAGACAGCAUAAGCCGGAAGGGAGCAGAGUCCCCACCUCCACGCUCCGCCGCCUCUUUCUGCAGUGACCGGGAUCGGGACUGGGACCAGGAGUGGGACCGGGAGCGAGACCGGGACUGGGAUCUGGACUGGGAUCGGGACCGGGAGCGGAGAGGCAGGAGCAGAGACCUGGAGGCUCGGGAACGCUGGCUGUACCCCAGGAACCCCAGAGGCAGACUUCCUCAACGGGACCUUUCCCUUCCUCUGAUGGAGAAAACAACUUUUGCGACGGAAAGAGAGCGCAAACGUAGGGACACAGUGAUGGAUUAUGAGUCAAGAUCCCAGGAUGCCGUGUCAUACCAGGAUGUUGUGAAUCUGACUGAGGACAGGAAGCCUCAGAACCCGAUUCAGGACAACAUGGAGAACUACAGUAAGCUGCUGUCUCUGGGUGUUCAGCUUGCAGAAGAUGACGGCCACUCCCACAUGACACAAGGCCAUUCAUCGAGGUCAAAGAGAAGUGCCUACCCGAGCACCAGUCGAGGUCUAAAAUCUAUGCCUGAAACCAAAAAGUCAACCCAUCGGCGGGGAAUUUGUGAAGACGAAUCUUCCCACGGGGUGAUCAUGGAAAAAUUCAUCAAGGACGUUUCGCGCAACUCCAAAUCAGGACGGGCAAGGGAAUCUAACGAUAGGUCCCAGAGGUUCCCCAGAAGGCCAGACAAUGAUUGGAAAGAAGUUUCGUUCAACAAGAGGGAGUCGGUGAUUCAGGAGAGGGGCUAUGAAGGGAAUGGCUUUGGGGGAGGCUUUAAUUUUAACUCGAGUGUUGUUUCCAAAAAGAGAGUUCUUGAAAGGAAAAGGCGCUAUCAGUUUGACACAGAUGGGAAGGGCUCAGCGCAUGAGCAGAAAGGCUAUGCAAGGAAAAGACCUUUUGAAUGUAGUGAAAUGAGAAAAGCCAUGAGCAUGAGCAGCCUUAGUGCCCCCUCUUUCACCGAGUCUCACCCACUUGAUUUUGGGGCAAUGGCUUAUGUGUGUGAUGAAUGUGGGAGGUCUUUCAAUGUGAUUUCCGAAUUUGUCGAACAUCAGAUCAUGCAUACUAGAGAGAACCUCUAUGAGUAUGGUGAAUCAUUUAUUCAUAGUGUGGCUGUCAGUGAGGUUCAGAAAAGUCAGGCUGGAGGGAAACGCUUUGAAUGUAAGGAGUGUGGGGAAACUUUCAAUAAGAGUGCUGCACUUGCUGAACAUCGGAAAAUUCAUGCUAGAGAGCAUCUUGCAGAAUGUAAUGAUGAGGAGUAUGAGGAGCCCUUUAUGCCUAGCCCAACCUUCAGUGAGCUCCAGAAAAUAUAUGGGAAAGAUAAAUUCUAUGAAUGUAAGGUGUGUAAGGAAACCUUCCUUCAUAGCUCUGCCCUGAUUGAGCACCAGAAAACCCAUGGUAGAGAUGACAAAGAUAAUGAGCGUGGGGAGGCCUUUAAACCCAGCCCACCACCCAGUGAUCUUCCAAAAGGGUAUGGUAAAGAGAAAAUGUAUGAAUGUAAGGUGUGUGGGGAGACCUUCCAUCAUAGCUCAUCCCUGAAAGAACAUCAGAAGAUCCAUACUCGAGGAAACCUCUUUGAAAGUAAGGGUAAAGUGUGUGAGGAAACCUUUAUUCCUGGUCAGUCCCUUAAAAGGCGUCAGAAGACGUACCCAAAAGAGAAGCUCUAUGACUUUACAGAUGGUGGGGAUGCCUUUAGGCAAAGCUCAGACCUCAGUGAGCAUCAGAAAGUUCAUUCUCGAAAGAAUGUCUUUGAAGGCAGGGGGUAUGAGAAGUCUGUCAUUCAUAGUGUGCCCUUCACUGAAUCUCAGAAGAGUCAUACUAUAACGAGGCCACCUGAAGAGGAUGAGGACGAGAAGGCAUUCACCAUUAGCUCUAACCCUGAUGACAACCAGCAGGUUCCCCCUCAAGAAAAUGUCUAUGAGAGGAAACCAUACGAGAGGUCUGUUAUUCAUAGCUUAGCCUUUGCUAAAGCUCAGAAGAGUCACAGUACAGUGGGGCCCAGCAAACCAAAAGUGAUUGCAGAGUCUACCAUUCAAAGCUCAAGUGUUACCGAACAUCAGAAAGUCCAUGCUGGAGAGAAUACCUCCGAAGGAAAGAAAUAUGAGAGGUCUGUUAUCCAUAGUGUAGCUGCUUUCAAACCUCCCCAAAGCUUCAGUCGAAAUGAAGUCGUUGAUGAGAAGGGUGAAUCCUCCACUUCUGUCUCAGACCGUCAUAAUAAGCAGCAGACAACUCCUGCCAGAGAGAACCCUAAUGAAGGAGGUACAAAUGGCAACUAUAAGGACUCUGUCAUACAAAGUGUAUCCCAUAUGGAACCUCAGAACAAUCCAACUAGUCAGGGAUCCAAUGAACUUAAGAAGGAUGGCGAAUCAUCUGCUCCCACCUCAACUGUCCGCGAACAUCAGAAGGCCCGUUCAAAGAAGAAAAACAUUGAGCGUAGGAACUACGAGACCUCUGUCAUUCACUCCCUGCGUUUUGGUGACCAUCAAGCAUUUCGCCCUAGAGAGAAAUUCUACGAAUGUCCAGAGUGUGGAGAAUCCUUUGUUCGUAGCUAUGAACUCACUGAGCAUCUGAAGAUUCAUGAUAGAAAGAAGCCCUCUGGAAGUAAAAACUAUGAACGAUCUGUCAUUCGCAGCUUAGUCUCUACUGACCCUCAGACCAGUUAUGCUGAACAGCAGCCGCAGACAAGUUACGCUGGAUACUCAGCACAGAUGAGGUACUCUGACCAAGUAGCACAAACAAGUUACAUCAAGCAGCCAGUGCAGAUGAGUUACACCAGUGAAGCACCGCAGACAAGUUACUCUGGAGGGCACAUGAGUUACGCUGUACGACCAGUGCAUAUCAGUUACGCACAGCAAAUGGCACAAACGAGCUACAUGGAGCCACCAACACAGAUAAGUUAUGAUGAAGAGCAAGCGCAGACAAGUUAUGCUGAACAGCAAGUGCGCAACAAAUGUAGGGAGUGUGGGGAAUGCUUUGCUACCCUUGAAGCCCUUGGUGCACAUCAGAAAAUCUAUGCCCGAGAGGAACUCCAUGGUCGGAAGCUCUUUGGAGACACCGUUAUUCAGGGCAUAGGUUUGGGUGGGCCUCGGCCAGAAGAGCCUCGGCAGAGUGAGCCAGAUGAGCCAGAUGAGCAGGACGAGGCUGAAGAUGCGAUCUAUGGCUGUAAGGACUGUGGGCUGGGCUUUGCAGACCGCGCAGACCUAAAGGAUCAUCAGAAAGUUCAUGGCAGAGAGUAUCUCAUCGAUAGUCGUGAGUACACCCAUUCUGUAAUCCACACCCAUUCUGUCAGCGAGUAUCAGAAAGAUUACAUUGGAGAGCAGCUCUAUGAAUGCCCAGCGUGUGGGGAAUCCUUCGUUCAUAGUUCAUUCCUUUUUGAGCAUCAGAAAAUCCAUGAGCAAGAUCAAUUUUAUGGCCAAAGAAGGUAUGAUGAGCCUUUUAUGCAGCCCUUGGUCAUCAACCCACAGAGGCCUCAUGCCCCACAGAAGAAUCCCACUGCAGGAACGUCCCUUCAGUGCCACGUGUGUGGACAAGACUUCAUUCAUGCCUCUGUCCUCAGCGAGCAUAUGAGAAUUCACACUGGAGAGGAUUUUCCAGAGCAGGGCCAGAGAAGUGAAGAUGCGGUGAGUCCAGGCUUGGCCCUUACUGAGUAUCAGAGAAGUCAAACUGAAGAGAAACACUAUGACUGUAAAACAUGUGGAGAAACCUUCCUCAAUCAGUCAGACCUUAGGGAGCACAUGAGAAUUCAUGAGAAAGAUGAGCCCUAUGAUUAUGGGGCCUCCUUCGUUCACACCUCAUUUCUUACUGAGCCCCCAAAAAGAGAUUCACCAUUCUAUGAAUGCAAGGACUGUGGGAAGUCCUUUAUUCAUAACACCGUUCUCAACAAGCAUCAGAAGCUUCAUCUUGAAGAAGAGGAAGAAGAAGGAGCCCAAGAGGUAGAAGCCAAUGUCCUCGUUCCACGAGAAGUUCUGCGGAUCCAGGGGUCAAACGUAGAGGCUGCUGAGCCUGAGGUAGAGGCUGCUGAGCCCGAGGUGGAGGCUGCCGAGCCCAAUGUGGAGGCUGCCGAGCCCAAUGGAGAGGCUGAGGGGCCAGAUGGGGAGGCCGCAGAGCCAGACGGGGAGGCCGAACAGCCCAACGGGGAGGCCGAACAGCCCAACGGAGAUGCUGAUGAACCAGAUGGGGCAGGGAUCGAAGACCCAGAAGAAAGAGCUGAAGAGCCAGAGGGAGACGCCGAUGAGCCAGAUGGGGCAGGGAUCGAAGACCCAGAAGAAGAAGGUGAAGAUCAAGAGAUUCAGGUUGAGGAACCAUACUAUGACUGCAGGGAAUGUGGAGAAACCUUCGCUUCCAACUCUGCUUAUGGCGAGCACCUGAAAACCCACGCCAGGGUGAUAAUAUUUGAGCCUGGAAGUGUCUAUGGGGAAAGCUCACGCUACACUGAACAUGCCAGCUCCAGCACCAGUGACAACGACAGGGCCGAUGACAAGUACUUCAAAUGUGAUGUCUGUGGGCAGCUUUUCAGUGAUCGCCUAUCCCUCGCUAGACACCAGAAUACUCACACUGGCUGAGAACAUAAGAAUAAAGGUUAGGAAACCUUCACUUAGAACUUGACCUUUACUAAACCAGACAGUUCAAACCAAUCCAUAACAAUGUCAGAAGAAACUUACCUUGGCACGUACACACCUGACUUUUAACAUCAGACAACUCAGAUUUAAAAGAAACCAAAGGUGGAAACUGCUUUGGUCUCACCUCUCCCGUUUGACACCAGUGUGUGCAUGUGGGAGAGCUAUAGCACAUACUUUGCAUCUGAGUGACCAUGUUGAGGGAAAACCCUAGGGUUUUUUGAGACCACAGAAAUUGCCCCUGUCCACUGUAAAUGACAUUUCUGUAACCUAUAUAUAAUGCUCCCUGCAGUGUAUAUAAAAUAGCAUAUCGUAGCAAAACAGUAAUCACCUACCUUUGGAUUUAAUAUGAUAUACAGCUACAGUUUACUGUGCAGAGGUACCUUAUCUGGUACUCAGAUUUUUUUUUUUUUUUUUUUUUUGGAGGAGGAAGAGAGCAACAAAUUAGAAUAUAUUUCUAAGCAUCUUAGAUUCUGAGAAAGACUUCUUGUGCAUUAUUUGGUCCCCAUCGGUAUUGUUUCGAGUAAUUGUGUGUUGUUCCUUACCCUUAAGUAUUCCUGUGAAAGUGUAAGCAUGAAAGGUAAAAUGUCUUUUAUUCUUUGCUGUUUGAAAAGGGAAGUGCUUUGAACUUCCUUUUCAGCCAUUUUGUCUACACCGACACUUUGGAACCUAAUGCUGUGUAAGCCUUUACGAUAUGUGGAUUGGCCUUUUGUGACCCAAAGUAGUUGGUUGCCAUAUUGUACCUUGCAGUGGUUCUCAUGCUAAAAUACUAGUUGUUGUUGUUGUUUUUUUGUAACCAACCUGAUGUGUGUUUGAUAAUGAAUUUACAAAAGCUGAAGCUUUUCCCUAUAAACCCUACAUUUUUGCCUUUAAAGAGUGGGUUGCAACCAUCACUAGAUCACAGUUGUGCCUACUGACGGUUGAGAACCAGAGGGAGAGGCUUUCAUAUUGUAAAUAAGGAUGCAGGUUAACAACUUCCAUCACUUCCUUUGUGCGCUUCCUGCCUUAAGUGACAAGUAGCAUCGUGGCUUCAUUAGUGUGAACUGCCACAAGUCAGUCUGCACCCUGGGUGCCCAGGAGCUGGUAUCCUUAGAGCUUUCUAUCACUUACCUGAAUUCUUGUCUUCACCUGUCAGACCACCCCCCCCCUGCCUCCCCACCCUCCCCCUGCCAUCUAACUUAAAUUUUAAAAAAUUAAAAAACAAAAACAACAACAACAAAAAAGCUUUCUUUACAGUCAACUUAAGCUUAACAUGGACUCAGGUUCCCCAGCAGCCUUAAUUUGUUUCCUUACCAUCUGUUCCUCCCUCUUGCAGCCCUUCUAAGUAUUUCUGAGCUAUCCACUAGUGUCAUGUUUGUCGAAUCACCUCAGUUUUCCAUUCAAUCACAAAUUGACCUCAUAGCUUGAGGUUUCCUGUGUCCUGUUCUGUGGACCACCUGUGCUCCUUUUGCUUCCCCUCCCCUUGCAUAGUGACUAUUAAAUUUUUUGGCUUUGAGUUGGCUGGAAAAAAAAAUUAAAAAAAAAAAAAAAAAAAAACCUUAAAAGCGGAUCUGUAGAUUAAGUGAACAAAAGACAAGAGCAGAUAAUUUGAGCAAGCAAAAUUAAUCUACGUGCUGGGGGAACGUGUCUAAAUCCUCCUCUCCUCUCCUAGAUCCGCAUGGUUAGGGGCUCUGGGAUCGUGUGUCACAGCUGUAGGGAAUGCCAAAGUCCAGGGAGGCUAUAGGUUGAGAGCACAAAGCAGAGGUGAGGAAGCCAAAGAAAGAAGCCCUAAUACAUCUCCAGAUCUAGGAGCAUGAGGAAGCAGACAGAAGGGAACGUGGGAAGCAGGGCUUGGAAGGCCAGGUUGGUGGGAGUGAAGUGAGCAGGAUGUCCUGGGCAGUGAAGAAGGGGCCUUUUUGGUGUAGGUGACGGCCAGCUGCAUAGAAGGACGUGAGGUUGGAAUGGACAUCCAAGAAAACUGAGGAGAAUCGAGGCCCCGCAGCACAGGAGGGGGACCCUUUAGAUGGGAACCAGCGUUGAUGUUAUUGGGGAGCACUUAGGUUGAUCACUGUUGGAGGUAUUAAUUGGUAGAACCUUUUCAGAAAACAACUUGUCAAAUGUCAGGGUGUCCAUUCCAACCUCAGGUUAGUGAAAAAUUGGGAACGAAAUAAAUGCCAAAACAGUAGGAGGAUUAUUACGUGAAGGUAUUCAUGGACUGUAUGCAGCUGCUUAAAAAUGAUAAUCAAGAGUUAUGUAGCAAUGUGGAAAUAUAUUUACGGAAUAUUAAGUGGAAAAUGCAGGACACAGAAUUAUAUUUAUACUACAGUUAUAACUGAUUAAAAAUGUAUGCUUAUAGUCAAAUGCUGUUGUGUUGUUGUUGUUGUAGGCUUAUAGUUGAGCAUUAUUUUCUCAAAUUCUUUGAAUGUUCUUUAUGGUAGUGUUACUAAAAAGUUUAUAAUCAUGUUUCCAUUGUGAACAUAAUUUGAACACAUCAUCAGACACUUGGAAAAUACAGAAAAGUGGAGGGAAAAAAAUUCCAUAUUCCAACCAUCCAAAGACAGAUACAUACUCUUCAGCAUCUUGUUUGUUCUUAUUUCUGUGCACAGGCUUACGAUUAUAACUGUGUCAAAACGUGUAUUCAGAAUAGCUGUUAUGUUACCUUUGUGGAAUUAUGGUUAAACACUUUCAUCUUAAUGUUUUCAAAUAUUCCUUAUGAUAAUGUUCUUAUAACAAAGUUUAUUAUGUUUGUUUCCAUUACAAGCAUAAUACAUACCCAGAGGAAAAAUUGGAAAAUACAAUAAAUUAGAAAAGAGGAAAAAGUCAUCCAUAUACCCAACACCCAACAACUACUUGAUCUGUUAACAUCUUGAUCUGUUUCCUCCAUCUUGUUUUAGUGCACAAGCUUGUGAUUAUAACAGUGUUAAAUAUGUAUGCAUAAAGUCUAAAAUGAAAAAAAUAUUGAAAAUAAUUAAAAUAGUGUUGUAAUUGUGGGAUUAUGGUUAAAUAUUUUGUCUCAAAUUCCUUGAAUGGCCUUUGGUGUUUUGGUAUUAAAUCUUGUGUAUGUAUUUCUCCAUUACAAAUAUAAUACAUACUCAUAGCAAACUUUGGAAAAUUCAGUAAAAUUAGAAGGAAAGAAAUUCACCCAUAUUCCCAACAGCCAGCAACAGUUGCUGUUAACAUCUUGGUCUGUGCACCAGUCUCUAAUUAGGGUGUUGAUGAUAGGUAUACAUAGAGUCAAAGAUGGGAAGAAAUACAGAAAACAAUUAAAUAGUUGUAUGGUUGUUGUGGGAUUAUGGUGGAAUAUUUUGUCUUGGUUUCCUCCAGUGGUCUUUAUCACAGUGUUAUUGGUAAUCCACCUUUAUUACAUAUAUACCAUUAUAAACACUGUAUGUGUUCAUUAUAGAAACUUUGAAGUUACAGAAAUGUAGAAGAGAAACUCACCCAUAUUUUCACCAUCCAAAGACUGUGGUUAACAUCUUGAUAUAUUUUCUUCAUCUUGUUUCUGUGCACAGGUUUUUGGUUUGUUAAUAUGGUUGUGGUUGUUAUAUCUAUCUGUAAUAGUGUCAACAAUAAAAAUAAAGUUAAAAAUAA